Camelina sativa (false flax) is the source of this 1226-nucleotide messenger RNA. The record is from RefSeq and is a predicted model, not a curated record. Lineage: Eukaryota; Viridiplantae; Streptophyta; Magnoliopsida; Brassicales; Brassicaceae.
AGCGUGUUAAUUUUGAAUGAAUCGUACUGGAUCUACGCUUUUGAUGAGAAGCGUGUCACUUUCUCAACGAGCGUCUCAAAAUCUAACCGUUUGAUCAAAAUAUUUUUGACGGUCAUCGUCUCGCCGACAGCUUUGGAAAAGUCGCCGGAGAAAUUAACUGCUCCCGUGAGCAUCUCCGCCUGGGAAUUUGAGAGAUGAUUCAGCAACACGAAAGCAAAAGCUACAAGUCUACAUCAGUGGAGGAGAAUAUUCCAAUGGAAGAUAGUAAAGCUGGUGAAGGUAUUAGAGCUCAAUGGCUAAAGUGCCUUGUCAUGGGGUCCCCUGGAGUAUUAGAAUAUGAGGCAUGAUUGAUUGUUUCUGAGUUCACUUCAAUUUUUCAAGAGAGUUUCUGAGAACCUAGCUAUCAGUAUCUAUCUAUCAUGAGAGAAAUAGGAGAAGAGAAAGUGGCGUGGAUAUACUUUACCAGAGAUGUUGUGCCGUUUGCUGCUAUGUUUGCUGUGGAGUGUACAACGGUUGGGUCGAACACACUGUACAAGGCUGCAACUUUAAGAGGAUUGAACUUCUAUGUCUUUGUCUUCUACUCUUAUGUUGUUUCAACAACUCUCCUUCUUCCACUUUCCUUUGUCUUUGGAAGAUCAAGAAGCUUACCUUCUGCCAAGUCUCCUCUCUUUUUCAAGAUUUUCUUACUUGGUCUUAUCGGGUUCAUGUCGCAGAUCGUUGGUUGUAAAGGUAUUGUAUAUAGCUCCCCAACUCUUGCCUCUGCUAUCAGCAAUCUGACACCAGCGUUUACAUUCACACUCGCCGUUAUCUUCAGGAUGGAACGAGUAAUGUUAAGUAGCUCUGCUACUCAGGCUAAAAUCAUUGGUGCAAUACUAUCUAUAUCUGGUGCUUUGGUCAUUGUGCUUUAUAAAGGCCCAAAAGUGCUCGCUGUUGCAUCUUCUACACCUUCAUCACUUACCAUUUCGUCUCACCAGCAUUUGACCUCAGUAGAUUCUAGCUGGAUACUCGGAGGACUCCUGCUUGCUUCACAGUAUUUUCUUAUAUCAGUCUGGUAUAUUAUACAGACUCGGGUCAUGGAGGUAUACCCUGAAGAAAUAACGGUAGUCUUCUUCUACAACUUAUUUGCAACACUAAUCUCAGCACCAGUAUGUCUAUUUGCGGAAAGUAACUUGACUUCUUGGGUACUUAAACCGGAUAUUACCCUCACUGCAAUCAUAUACUCGGUG